AUCCCAUGGGCGGGUUCUGCAGCCGGCCUGGAGGGCGGGCACGGUUGGGCUGUGCCACGCGGGGCGGCACAGUCAGAGCCGCUUCCUUUUCCUCGCGCACUCGCUCGCUGGCUGCUGGUGCUGCGGGCGCGAGAAGGGAGCCCGGCUUGCGGAGGAUUUUAAUAUAUCUUGUUUAUUUCACCUCAGGAGAGGUCCUGUUCACCACAGUGGAAAUGACUUUAAACAAUCUGACACUGAAGGCUGCAUCACUUUAUGAUGAGUGGAUUAAAAAUGCUGAUCCACGAGUCGAUGGCUACCCGCUUAUGUCUUCGCCUUUCCCACAGACAUUUAUUAUUGUAGCUUAUAUCUAUUUUGUCACUCAUCUGGGACCAAAGCUCAUGGACAACAGAAAACCUUUUGAUUUGAGGCAAAUAAUGGUUUUUUACAACUUUGGUGUAGUGGCUCUUUCAAUUUAUAUGACUUAUGAAUUCCUUAUGUCUGGCUGGGCUACAGGUUAUUCCUUUCGCUGUGACAUUGUUGAUUACUCCAGGUCACCUAUGGCUCUAAGGAUGGUUCGUGCCUGCUAUAUGUAUUAUUUCUCCAAAUUUAUUGAAUUGCUAGACACUCUCUUCUUUGUCCUCCGAAAGAAAAAUGGCCAAGUUACAUUCUUGCAUGUCUUCCAUCACUCAAUCAUGCCUUGGACUUGGUGGUUUGGAGUCAAAUUUGCUCCAGGUGGUUUAGGAACAUUCCAUGGCAUGUUAAACUGCAUUGUGCAUGUGGUCAUGUACACCUACUAUGGACUCUGUUCACUGGGACCAACUUAUCAUAAAUACUUGUGGUGGAAAAAACAUUUGACCACUGUUCAACUGAUCCAGUUCAUUUUGGUUACUGCCCAUAUAGGACAAAUCUACUUCAUGGAUAGUUGCCCAUACCAGUAUCCAAUCUUCAUGUUCAUCAUCUCACUAUAUGGUUCUUUGUUUUUAAUCCUGUUCCUACACUUUUGGUACAAUGCUUACACUAGAGGCCAAAGACCCCCGAAGAAUAUACAAAAUGGCACUAUCAAAGGCAAAGCUGAAUGAAGCACUCUGCCACAAACAUGAUACAAUGUUUUGAAUUGACAAUCAAGAUGCUAAAGAUGCACAGCACACUGUUUUAUAUGGUUUUCCAAAACAAAAAACCUUGUAUUUUUACUAUAAGUUAUUUGGGAUGUAAUCUUUAUGGGGGAGGGAGGGUUAAUGUAAUGAUUGAGUUACUAACCUGCUAUUUUCAGCAACAAUGUACAUAUUAGAAAAUUAUGUAUCAGAGGAAUGAAUACUGAGUUGCACUCUUGGAGAUGCAUAUAAAUAUUCAUUAUGGAAAUGAAGUGUGCCUGAUAAGUAUAAAACAGUACUUUGAGCACUGACAAAGAUACAAUUGUUUUUAGCAGGUGUCACAAGUUACUGGGUUUAUAGGCUACUCAUUGAAAUGGAAUCCAAUUUCAUGAAUGAUUUAUGGACUAUAGACCUUAUUGUUAAAACUACUGUAAACAUUAAUGUGUUUUAUACAAAUUGUACCAUAUUAAAGACUA
This is a messenger RNA of Rhineura floridana, 1546 nucleotides long. It is a transcript of the gene ELOVL7, whose product is annotated as ELOVL fatty acid elongase 7. Gene Ontology annotation, cellular component: endoplasmic reticulum; endoplasmic reticulum membrane. Gene Ontology annotation, biological process: fatty acid elongation, polyunsaturated fatty acid; fatty acid elongation, monounsaturated fatty acid; fatty acid elongation, saturated fatty acid. NCBI's taxonomy places the organism in Eukaryota, Metazoa, Chordata, Lepidosauria, Squamata, Rhineuridae. The coding region runs from base 6 to 1058 and encodes 350 amino acids. The transcript has 8 exons. Gene Ontology annotation, molecular function: fatty acid elongase activity. The record is from RefSeq and is a predicted model, not a curated record.